UCCUCUAAGAACAAAACGUCCGAUAGAGAAAGGGUAUCACUGAGUCUUAUUGCGACAGAGAAGAAGAAAGCUCCAAUUUUUCUGCGAAUAUGGAGGUUCCAAGCUCUGAGGAACUACUUCAGUUUCUGAGUUCUUGCCUCUCUCAGAUCAAAUGGAGACUCAAGAGCAAUUCCAAACGCCGUCUCGAAAUAGAUGUUCUGGCAUUAUGCACAGGAAUGAGACCAGUUGUGAUGAUUGACUAUGGUGGAAAGAUGCCUGAGCUACAGAAUCGUUUGCUGUCACUUCUUGAGCUCAUCCGAGAGGGUUUACCAGUUUUUAAAGAUCUGAAGGUUAUGGUUAUAGAGGAUAUGAUAUACCUCAUAAAUGUAAGAAGCCUGCCCAAGUUUGUAAGCUCCAGCUUAGAUUCAGAACCCGAGUUGUUCUUCAUUGACUUGGAACAAGAUCCUCCAAAGAUGGUAACACAAAGCAAGGAAAGCAAUCUGGGGAUGCAGCUUAGAUCGAUUCAGAAGCUAUUCUCUUCGACAUUUCCUUUAGAUGACAGCAAUACUGAUACCACUACGGUACUUGAUGAGGCCAACUCUUCUCAGACUUCUUUAUGCAUUGAUCUUAGCUGUUGUUUACAAGACACUAAAGUUACAAUCCCAACCUUAAACGGAUGGCUGCUGGACUAUCCAGUUGUGUAUCUAUUUGGCACAGAUCACAUAGAAGAAGCAAUCUACAACCUAUCCACCAAAUCCCUCCGCCUAUUCAAAGUUCUAGUAUGCAGGAAUGGUACCACCGAGAAGGACUCUCAUUUAGAAGAGCUAACAAGUUUUUCAGUGCCAUAUGAUCUGAGUAUGGAAGGUAGCAAGGAAGUGUGGGCUGAAAAAUUUCUGGAGAGGAUGAGUUCAAGGUGGGAAGAAUGCAAACACAUUUGGAGAUCAUUAGAUUUGCAAGUUUCUGAAUGUUAUCCUCAAGCAAUUGUGCUUUGAGGCUUUUUACAUUUCAGACAGUUGUUCACUGAACUUGGUAAAGAGUUUUUAUUCAUCAAAGUUA
This is a messenger RNA of Arabidopsis thaliana (thale cress), 1035 nucleotides long. RefSeq lists its product as uncharacterized. The coding region runs from base 90 to 971 and encodes 293 amino acids. NCBI's taxonomy places the organism in Eukaryota, Viridiplantae, Streptophyta, Magnoliopsida, Brassicales, Brassicaceae. The transcript has 7 exons. The record is from RefSeq and is marked reviewed.